Molecule: messenger RNA, 226 nt
Organism: Pelobates cultripes (western spadefoot toad)
Lineage: Eukaryota; Metazoa; Chordata; Amphibia; Anura; Pelobatidae
Source: the annotation of a GenBank genome assembly
AUGGCGGAGACCAUGUGGCCCCCAGGCAACCAUGAUGCCCAGCUCUUCCCCAGGUCCAACCUGGACCGCAUAUUCAUAGACUUUUGGCUUAAAUUCGAGCAAAGAAUGCAACAAAGCCAAACUCAUCCACCCAGCUCAAGCCACCCUUCUCGACAACAGCCUCCUGAUCCUCAACAAAGGAAAGCUGCACCGGCGGAACACACAACAAGAAAAUGGCGGUGGAGUG